CUCCUCAGUACCCGGGACCAUCAACACAGAGAACUCAUAUGAAGGUGCUCCAUCCUUAUCCUCCUGUGAAACUGUUACCAUGGCAAAGGAAACCUCAUCCAAAUAUGAGCACAUCACCUGCAAAGUUCUGAUCCGACCAGGAUCUCCUAAUGUUUACCAGCUGAAACCAAAGAAAGAGAAUAUUGGAACUCUGACAAGAAUGACUCUCGGUGAAAAGGAUCCAAACAAGUUAAACAAAACCAUCUUGCUUGUGGGUGAAACAGGAGCAGGAAAAUCUGCUCUGGUCAACACUCUGGUCAACUACACCAUGGGAGUGAAGUGGGAGGACAAUGUCUGGUUUCAGAUCGUAGAGGACGAGAAGAAAAGUCAAUCAGAAAGUCCAACAUCAGAUGUGACUGACUUUGAGGGUGAGGAGAAAAGUCAGUGUGAAAGUCAGACAACAGAUGUGAUCGUGUACGAGAUAAUUGGUUUUGAAGAUCAAACUCUGCCCUACUCUCUGACCAUCAUCGAUACUCCUGGAUAUGGAGACACCAGAGGAACUGAUCAUGAUAUCAUCAUCAGUGAAAGGUUAUUAGACUUGUUCCGCUCAAACGAUGAAGUUCAUGAGAUAAAUGCAGUGGGUCUGGUGAUGAAAGCAAGUGAGAAUCGACUGGAUGACCGACUGAGGUACAUCUUUGAUUCAAUAGUGUCUCUGUUUGGAAAAAACAUGGAGAAGAACAUUGUUGCCCUCAUCACACACUCAAAUGGAAGAACUCCUAAAAAUGUUCUGAAAGCCAUCGAGACUGCAGAGAUUAGAUGUGCCAAAAAUGAGAAGAAUCAGCCUGUUCACUUCCUGUUUGAUAACUGCCAGCAUGAAGACAGGACAGAGGAGACAGAAGCUCUUCAACAAGCAGAUAAAAGAACAAUGAAAGGACUGAGUCAGUUCACAAACUUCCUCGAAAAAACUGAAUCUCAAAAGCUGAAGGAAACUGUGGAGGUUCUGAAGGAGCGGAUUAGACUAGCAGCCUGCAUCCACAACCUGCAAGAGAGAAUUGAGUUUAUUGAAAAGAAACAGAGUGAAAUCAAGCAGAAUCAGGAAGCUCUGAAGAAAUAUGAAAAGAAGAUAAAGAACAAUGAAAAGUUCACUGUAGAAGUUGAGGAGGUCUACAAAGUUAAAGAACCUGUCAGUGAGAGGAGAUGGUGGGCACUUGGGUUAAAUUAUGGAGGAGCUGUCUGCUGCACUGUCUGCAAGGAGAACUGUCACUAUCCAUGCACACUGGCCUGGUCUCCAGAGAGCUGUGAGGUCAUGAAAAAAAUAUGCACUUUAUGUAAGGAUAAAUGUUUUGUAGCAGAUCAUGAGAAAGGCAAACCAUGCACUGAAUGUGAGGGAAAGUGUUGUGUAUCAUUUCAUGUUAAAGGAAAACAAUGUCCUGUAUGUGAGGAUAAAUAUCGUGAAUCGGAUCAUGAAAAAAAAUUAUAUUGUACUGUCUGUACUGGGAGGUGUCCUGUAUCAGUUCAUGUGAAAGAAAAACAGUGCACUGUAUGUGAGGAUGACUGUUGUGCAUUAGGUCAUGAGGAAGGCAAACAAUGUCCUGUAUGUGAGGGUAAAACAAAGAAAUCAGAUCAUGUUAAAAAAAUGUGGAAGUAUGUGAGCAGGACAAGGAAAGUACGAAAGACCAAACAGGACAUGAAAGACAAGUUUGAAAAGGGUAAAGCAGGCUGUGAGGAGUCAACAAGCCUUCUGGAAUCUCUUCAGAACAACAUCGAGGAACUUGAGAAAGAAAAAGAUCAGUGGCUGGAAGAGUCGUUCCAGCAUGUUGAGAGACUGGAGCAGCUCGCCCUGAAUGUGAAGUCACUGUCCACUUUUGUCAAUUUGGACUUCCUGAUUGAGAAGAUGAAGGAGAAAGGAGACACAGAGAAAGUCAAGAAACUGGAAAAGAUGAAAGAUGAAAUGGAUAAAAAUAAAGGAGUCAAAGCAGCACUGAAGUACGGGUUUGGUAGAGUAACAGCAGCUGGUAGAGCAGUUAAAGCAGCAGUGACGUACGUUGUAGAUUAACAGAAAGAUAAUGGGGGGUCAGCUGUGUAGAAAACACAGUCUACAAUGUUGGUGAAAUGUGUUUCAUUCUGUAUAUAUUAAGUGUGAUGUUGAUGUAAUAACUACAUAAGAACAUUCAAAUGUAAUCACCUUUUAAAUAUCAGAUGUGUAAUUCCUCAAACAGCGCCCUCUGUGAUAUUUAAUGGCUGUUUGUUUUUGUUCUUACAGUUUAACUUCACUGUACAGAUUAGAAAACUGUUUGGAUCAACAGCUCUGGUUUUAAAUGGAGUGAGGACGCCCCCUGCUGUUUGAUGUUGAGUACAGCAGCUCCCCUCCUCUAUCUUUAAACAAGACAUUUAUUUUUCUUUAGUUUCUUUGUGUAGGUUCAUUGUUUUUAAGGUUUUCUAAUGUGUUUUUCAGUCAGUACAAGGCUGUGAUUCAAUCUGAUGUUGACAGAAGUCUCAUUAAACUGGUGGUGGGACAGUAACACAACACUGAGACAUAUAUAAUAUAAACUGUACUGAACAUAUAAAGUAGUUAACCAUGAUGUUUCCUUCUCAUGUUAAUCAGUUUGUACAGAGGAUGUCACAGAAUUUAGACACAAUGUCUGAUGUAUUUACAUUUGAUUUAUAUUCUGAUCAAUGUUAUUAUAUACUAUAUAUCCUGGUGUGUUGAUGUGUGUUCAUGCACAUCUAUGUAUCCUGGUGUGUUGAUGUGUAUUCAUGCACAUCUAUAUAUCCUGGUGUGUUGAUGUGUGUUCAUGCACAUCUAUAUAUCCUGGUGUGUUGAUGUGUGUUCAUGCACAUCUAUAUAUCCUGGUGUGUUGAUGUGUAUUCAUGCACAUCUAUAUAUCCUGGUGUGUUGAUGUGUGUUCAUGCACAUCUAUAUAUCCUGGUGUGUUGAUGUGUAUUCAUGCACAUCUAUAUAUCCUGGUGUGUUGAUGUGUGUUCAUGCACAUCUAUAUAUCCUGGUGUGUUGGUGUGUAUUCAUGCUUGAGAUGACUAGUUAAAAUGUUUCAGAUGACACAGGUCAUUUAUGUUACACUGUGUCUUUAACAAGCCAUAUUAUCAGUGAUUGAUAUAUAUUCUGAUGUUCUACAUGAAAUCAUCCUGACUGGAGCCGUUUUCUGUGAAUCAUUAAUAAAACCUCUGCUUGAUGAAGUCA
Epinephelus lanceolatus (giant grouper) is the source of this 3178-nucleotide messenger RNA. RefSeq lists its product as uncharacterized. NCBI's taxonomy places the organism in Eukaryota, Metazoa, Chordata, Actinopteri, Perciformes, Serranidae. The record is from RefSeq and is a predicted model, not a curated record.